CCUGGAUCUUCAUAAGGUUAGCUUGAACUCUCGUACGGUAUAGGAAUCAUGGAAGAAGAAGCCGAGCUCGCUUUGCUAGAGCAACGUCUCCAGCAGACCAAUCAGCUGGCAAGUCGGAUGACAGGUCUGCUUUCACAGCUGGAUACCCGGCUUUCGAGGCUUGACAAGACGGUAGCUCCGUUCGGUAUUCAAAAUCUCACACGAGAAGCCUCCAAUAUCGACAUCGCCCUGGCCAUCUUGAGCGGUGAAAAUGUCCGGACCGAGAUCAUCAAGAGCGAAUUUGCCGUGGGGAAGCACGAGGAAAAGAUCAUCUCACAAGUACCGGCUUACUCCCAGUUCGACGAAUACACCGGGGCUGUCAAUCGGAUACUCAAGGAGAUCGACAGAUUGAGCAAGAAUGACUUGAGAAGCUCGGAAGCGCACAUCCGGGACUUUAGCAAACUCGUCGACCUGGCGACGAGGAACUUGGUCAGUCUGAUGCUCAAGAUCUGUAGGGAAGCGACAGAACAGAGCCCAGAUAUGGAAGGUAUCGUUCGGAGUGGACCAUCGACGCCGGCCAACGCCAUUCCCACCCUUCCUCUCAUAACAAGAGUCUACACCUACCUCUCUUCACUGCCGAAAUCCUCUUCUCAUUCUUGUUCGCCUUCAACCCAUUCGGCGAUGACAUCGGCAAAAGAAGGGUACUUGACCAGCCGAAGGGAUUAUAUCGUGACAAGAUGCAUCAACCCGGUCGUCCGCGAGUUCGAUCAGUUGACCGAAGGUCCUAUGUCACCGGGACGAGAGGAGGAAGGGCGAAGAGAAAAGUGCAGGAUCAUUGCCAGAGUUGCUGAAGGUCUGAGGAUCUUGAUGCAGACGGAGUACGAUUUGAUCAACCACCUCUUUCCUCCCGCUACCACGUCAGCUCUCCUGACAAUCUUCAAAUCCCCCAUCAAGACGCUCAACGACUUGUUGACGACCCAGACAAAUACCAUUAAACGAUCAUUGAACGCCAAUACCUUCUACGCUCUUGAACUGUAUCAGACGCUAAAUGGGCUCCAAGUGCAGUGGGAAGAGUCGGUAAGGCAGUUGCUCGGCGAUCAGGAUAUGGAAAAGACGGUGGCGGAAGCGGCAGCGGCGAUGAGAGGAGCUUGUUUGAGGAGUUUCCCUGAGAUUCUGGUCGACGUCAGGACGCCGGCGGCUGCAGGGACGAGGGACGUGGGGACGUCGUCGGUCGCUGAUAUCACUUAUACCACGGUCACCUAUCUGGAAAACCUGUCGUCUUACGAAGCUACGGUGACCGACCUGCUCACUUCCCUUGGAGAUCGCAACUGGCUCAUGGGCGCGCAGACCGGUCAACAACCUCGCUCAGGGGGCGAAGAUGGGAUCCUCCAACACUUUAUCGCGGAUCUCUUGUCGGCGCUCAUAUCUUCGCUCGAUAACCGAUCGAGAUCAAUGCGCAAACCCGUCUCCUCGAUCUACAUGCUCAAUAACCUCAGCUAUAUGCGGAACAACUUGAUCUUGUCCAACCAGUCGGCAGCCAACGACAUUAUGGGCUCGACUGCUGAGGAUAUACUCAAUUCGGCUUACCGGGACGCCAAGGCGAGGUACCUGGAUGCGUGGCGAGAACUCGUGGGCCUUCUGGCGGAACCCACUUCGAGCGGAAGGUUUGGAGUUGUUGGAGUUGGGGGCGAUAAGCAAGCGGUAAAGGACAGCUUGGCAAACUUUUUUAACCGACUCGACGAGCUUGAAGUGCUUUCGAGGCAGCACACGCUGUCACGGCAGGACCCCAACUUACGGGAACGGUUGCAUGCCGACGUGCGGAAUCUGGUGGUGCCAGCUUUCCAGAGCUACAUGGCGAAAAAGCAUGCCGAGAAGUAUUCGAAAUCGUCACCGGCCGACGUCGAGAAUCGCCUUGCUGCGUUGAUUCGAUAGUCGGCGACACAAAACCCAGGUUGUAUCCACGGAGCCACGUGU
Messenger RNA from Filobasidium floriforme, 1953 nucleotides. RefSeq names its product Cullin repeat-like-containing domain protein. Lineage: Eukaryota; Fungi; Basidiomycota; Tremellomycetes; Filobasidiales; Filobasidiaceae. The record is from RefSeq and is a predicted model, not a curated record. The transcript has 9 exons. Gene Ontology annotation, biological process: exocytosis. The coding region runs from base 49 to 1911 and encodes 620 amino acids. Gene Ontology annotation, cellular component: exocyst. Gene Ontology annotation, molecular function: phosphatidylinositol-4,5-bisphosphate binding.